Molecule: messenger RNA, 1227 nt
Organism: Entrophospora candida
Lineage: Eukaryota; Fungi; Glomeromycota; Glomeromycetes; Entrophosporales; Entrophosporaceae
Source: the annotation of a GenBank genome assembly
AUGUAUAAUGUUAGUCAAACAGGAAAUGUACUGCUAAGGAGCAUUAGGAGAGAUAUAUCAACAGAAAAGACAUCAUUGGAAACCGAUAAUUCACAAAUUGUAAAAAAUAAUCUGAUAACAAAUAAUAUAUUUAUAACGUUGACAAUUUGUAAACAACCGCUUUCAGCUGAAAAUAACACAAUAUCGGAAACAUUACAAAUAUUUUAUUCUAAUUACUCGGUACCAAGUGCAGACGAUAGUAAUAGCAACCCAAUUAAUUGGGAUUAUGGGUUUGCAUCAAAAAAUUUAACAAAUUAUGAGGAAAAUGUGCUAUACAUAGGAGUUUUUGCUCCUACAUUUAACGCGGCAUUUGCAGGGGAUUAUAAUUUUCAAAUUGGAGUCUCAUCAAAAGAUACUGAUAAUUCAACCGCCUUAUUUGCAAGCGUUGAAACUUUUAGUGAUACCAAUUUUGAUACAAGUAGUUAUAAAUUAUAUUACGUUGAAGAGCCACCGCUAAAAGGAAUCACAAAAUCAUUAUGUGCAUAUCAAUCUGCUCCACAAAAUACCACCGCCGCUGUUAUCAACUUUACGUCAAGGGGCAGCUCAGGGACAAAUAAAAGAAUGUCAUUACAAUUGAAUAACAUAGCGAAUGGGACAAAUUAUGUUGCUUUUGUGACACAGCAGCAGAAUCAAAAUUUAUUGAGAUCUUGGAAUCCUAUAUCAUUCAGAACCAAACCACAAAAUAAUUGUAAAUUGAUUAGCGGACUUGGAUUUUGUGAUAAAGUCGCAUAUGCAGUACCGGCAAAUCCGGGUAUUCCGGUAGACCGUAUAACGGAAUUUUACGACGAGCUUUCAACUAAAUAUUACAAAAAUUUUACAAACGCACUAGAUUUAUUUCCAUGUGAUAAUUCAAAUUAUUCAUUAGUUAAAAAUUGUAGUCAUUGUAGUGAGGCUUAUAAAGACUGGAUAUGCGCAGUAACAAUUCCACGUUGUGCUGAUAUAGAAUUAGCAACAAGAAUUAUCAGAAACGUUAAUGACAGCCGUGUAAGUGAAAUUGAUGAGACGAUGAGACCUGGUCCUUAUAUAGAGACACCUCCUUGUUUAUGGAUAUAUGGAUUUAAACUCGUUAAACUUGAAUCCAAAUCAAAAUUUAUUGUGCAAUCCGAUGCAAAAUUUCCCGUAUGUCCAACAAAGUAUGGCAACGAGACUAAACAGUGGUCACUUAAUGACAACAACAUUUUGGGAUAG